Messenger RNA from Nycticebus coucang (slow loris), 7367 nucleotides. RefSeq names its product ring finger protein, LIM domain interacting (gene RLIM). Gene Ontology annotation, molecular function: ubiquitin protein ligase activity. Gene Ontology annotation, cellular component: nucleoplasm; cytoplasm. Bases 266 to 2125 code for a protein of 619 amino acids. The record is from RefSeq and is a predicted model, not a curated record. Gene Ontology annotation, biological process: random inactivation of X chromosome; ubiquitin-dependent protein catabolic process; protein ubiquitination. The transcript is spliced from 5 exons. Lineage: Eukaryota; Metazoa; Chordata; Mammalia; Primates; Lorisidae.
AACAAUGGGGAAGAUAAUGGCUGCCUGAGCAACGUCUCCGAGCAGGUGCUGGACUAGAGGCGGGUCUCAACCAGCGACUCGUCGGAGGCGGGUUUGAAAGCGGCAGCAGGGGAGGCGCGGAGCAGCCUCGGCGGUGGCGGCCGAACCGACCAAGUCAGAUCCUGACCCUAAAACUGAAGCAGAGAGUGAAGAAAACUAAAAUCCAGUUUAUUGUAUUUCAAUACUAUGUCAUAAAAGUCAGGUAAUUUUCCACUUGUUCAUCAAGAUGGAAAACUCUGAUUCUAACGAUAAAGGAAAUGGUGAUCAGUCUACUGCACAGCGCAGAAGUCAGAUGGACCGAUUGGAUCGGGAAGAAGCUUUCUAUCAAUUUGUGAAUAACCUGAGUGAAGAAGAUUAUAGGCUUAUGAGAGAUAACAAUUUGCUAGGCACCCCAGGUGAAAGUACUGAGGAAGAGUUGCUAAGAAGACUCCGACAAAUUAAAGAGGGUCCGCCACCACAAAACUCAGAUGAAAAUAGAGGUGGAGACUCUUCAGAUGAUGUGUCUAAUGGUGACUCUAUAAUAGACUGGCUUAACUCUGUCAGACAAACUGGAAAUACGACAAGAAGUGGACAAAGAGGAAAUCAAUCUUGGAGAGCAGUGAGCCGGACUAACCCAAACAGUGGUGAUUUCAGAUUCAGUUUAGAGAUAAAUGUUAACCGUAAUAAUGGGAGUCAAAAUCCAGAGAAUGAAAGUGAGCCAUCUGCAAGACGCUCUAGUGGAGAAAAUAUGGAAAACAACAGCCAAAGGCAAGUGGAAAAUUCACGAUCUGAAUCUACAUCUGUAAGGCCAUCUAGAUUAGAACGUAAUUCAACUGAAGCAUUAACGGGAGAAAUCCCACCUACGAGAGGUCAGAGGAGGGCAAGAAGCAGGAGCCCUGACCAUCGGAGAACCAGAGCCAGAGCUGAAAGAAGUAGGUCACCUCUGCAUCCAGUGAGUGAAACUCCGCGAAGAUCUCACCAUAGUACCUCAUCUCAGACUGUGGAGCAUUCUUUGAUAAAUGAGACCGAGGGAAGUUCUAGAACCCGGCACCAUGUGACACUGAGACAGCAAAUAUCUGGACCUGAGUUACUAAGCAGAGGUCUUUUUGCAGCUUCUGGAACAAGAAAUGCCUCUCAAGGAGCAGGUUCUUCAGACACAGCAGGCAAUGGUGAAUCCACAGGAUCAGGACAGAGACCUCCAACUAUAGUCCUUGAUCUUCAAGUAAGAAGAGUUCGUCCGGGAGAAUAUCGGCAGAGAGAUAGCAUAGCUAGCAGAACUCGAUCUAGGUCUCAAACGCCAAACAACACCGUCACUUAUGAAAGUGAACGAGGAGGUUUUAGGCGUACAUUUUCACGUUCUGAGCGGGCAGGCGUGAGAACCUAUGUUAGUACCAUCAGAAUUCCCAUUCGUAGAAUCUUAAAUACUGGUUUAAGUGAGACCACAUCUGUUGCAAUUCAGACCAUGUUAAGGCAGAUAAUGACAGGUUUUGGUGAGUUAAGCUACUUUAUGUACAGUGAUAGUGAUUCAGAGCCUAGUGGCUCAGUCCCAAGUCGAAAUAUGGAAAGGGCAGAAUCACGAAAUGUAAGAGGAGGUUCUGGUGGAGGUAGUAGUUCUGGUUCCAGUUCAAGUUCCAGUUCUAAUUCCAGUUCUAGUUCUAGUCCUAGUUCCAGUUCCACUGGUGAAAGUUCAGAAUCUAACUCAGAGGUGUUUGAAGGCAGUAAUGAAGGAAGCUCAUCAUCAGGAUUAUCAGGUACCAGGCGAGAGGGUCGACAUAGGGCCCCAGUCACAUUUGAUGAAAGUGGUUCUUUGCCUUUCCUUAGUCUGGCUCAGUUUUUCCUCUUAAAUGAGGAUGAUGAUGACCAACCUAGAGGACUCACCAAAGAACAGAUCGACAACUUGGCAAUGAGAAGUUUUGGUGAAAACGAUGCAUUAAAAACCUGUAGUGUUUGCAUUACAGAAUAUACAGAAGGCAACAAGCUUCGUAAACUACCUUGUUCUCAUGAAUACCAUGUUCACUGCAUUGAUCGCUGGUUAUCUGAGAAUUCCACCUGUCCUAUUUGUCGCAGAGCAGUCUUAGCUUCUGGUAACAGAGAAAGUGUUGUGUAAUUAAGAUUUGAACUCUCAGCUAUGUAGCUGGUAUAGUGAUGGGCAAACAGGAAUCUCUUGCUUUUAUGUCCACUUUUUGAGUGGUACUUAAAUGUAAAGUAGCAACCUGAAUUGAGUCAUUGCUUUCUGAAGAAAUCACUGUCCUUUCUCCAGUUUUUGUUCUAGAAUAAAAGGAAAUAUUUAAAAAGCAAUGUUUUAGGAUCUAAAAAUCCUGAUUCCAGUACCAGGUGAAUUGGUAGCAGCUCUGUUACUGAUAAUUUAUCAUAUACACUUGUCCGUUUCUCCUUUGUUAUCUUAAAAGAUCUGCCUUAGCAAUGGCUCUUGUCUGUUUCAUAUUGAUCUUUAAAGUUUUCCACGCCAUAGGAGAGAGGGGCGGAGGAAAUUCCCAGUUUAGACUAAGUUACAGUCCCUGUUUCAUGAGUGAUUACUUAGAGCUGUAUCAUUCCCAGUUAUUAGUUGAUGCACAUUCAGCCACAUUCUGAAUAUCAUUUAUUCACCUUUCAGACUAGAUGAUAUCGGACAUGUCAGUGUAAAUAACACUAAGAUUAGGAUCUUCUAAGUGUAUAACUAUUUCCUAAGCCCGUCACUAUGGCGCACUGUAGAGUGAGCUUGUAGUUUAAUUGAGAUAAUUUAUCUUGUGGAAAUACUAAAAAGCCUAUGCUUGUGUAAGUGAAAAAAUUACAUUCAUUUGUUUAAAAAUGUAAAGCUAUUUUGUAGAGGCUCAGUACUUUUCCAAUGCACUGUUAUAUUAAUGCAUUAAAAAUUGUAAAGUACCAUGCUUAGAAAUGAGAAAACUGCUUUUUGUGAGCCAACAUAGUAAAAAACACACCAGACAAAGUACAAAGCUGCUUUUGUAAGCGUAGAUGUCAAGAGCAGAACAUAUCUAUGAUAUUUAAUGUAUGUGAACAGCUACUGUGACAUGCAAAGGAAAGGACAGUGCAGAAUCAAACUGCAUUAAAGACCAGUAAAAAUUAUGUAUUUUAACUUGGAUUUAGGCAGGAAGUGAAAGAUGGGAAGUAAAGAAAACUGCUCUGAAGAAUUUAUAAUGUUCAUGAAGACAGAAAUAAUGCAGACAUGAACUGGUUUCAUGUGGUGAGAGCAGCAGCAGCAGCUUGAUCUAGUAUUCUACCUGAGUAGAUGAAGCAAAAGAUCAGCAAAUUUGGCAAAGAUUUGGUUUAAGAAAAACCACUACCACCUAGCACAAGUUAGAUGUUUUUAUAAGUCUUCUCCUCAAAAAAAAAAAAAAAAAAAAAGAGGAAAGAGACUAUAAACCACUUUUAGCAUACAAAUUACAGUUGGUACAGAUGUGUGUGCUAAUAGGAAAAUCUCGAAUUUGCUUUGUUUUCGAGAUUUAUCAUUUAAGGUACCAGUGCACACUUGUUAAUAUUUAAUUUCUAUCUAAUGCCUAACAUCUCACAUUCAAAGAUCAGUUGAAGAUUAAAGAAUUUUUAUCCUUUGUUUGAAAUGAGUCGUGUUGUGUUAUUUGAAAUUCAAAUUUUUAAUUGUGCUGCCCAUAUUUGAAGAUGAGGCUGCUGACUCACUAUCUAUGGACAUGCACUUUAUAUUGUUUUCUUAGUAGUAAGAAUAGCUUUGUGAUAACUCUAGUACUCUCACCUAAUUUCUUUUUUGAGGCCAGUUGGGGUUAGGAUUAGCCUGACUGUGAAGCAAAUACUUGUUUUUCUGGGAAAAGCUAACAAGCCAAAAGAAGAAUUGAAUAGGUCCUUGGCCUUUAAGAGAGCAAGCUAACUACCCAGACAUGGUCAGAUAUUCUACAAAAAUAACACAAAAGUCUUGUUACCUUCACUGCUAUCAACUUUGCUGUAAAGAUUAUUUCAAAGCUCAUUCUUAAAUGUUUUCUUCUGGCUUUCAGUCCUACCUAAGCAUCAAGGAAGUUAACUUGUAAAUAUGGUAGUUGUUUACUAAGGAUAUGUACUGCUCUUGCAAGGAAAUAAUGUCCAAACAAAGCUUCACAUAUUUUUUUUAAUAUAAGCAGAUUUCACUGUUUAUGGCGCUUAUGUAAUACAUUUUAUCUUUUAAAAAAAUUGUCCAUGUAAAAGUCAGGAUUCCUUUAUAUUUGUGAGCAUCCUUGUCUCCUUUCCUAAGGGUGUAAUCUAUAGUUUUCAGAUCUGCAGGGUAGUCCUGAUUGGCUAAAAACAAAUCCAUUUUCUUGGCAUAAAAUGGUUAUUUCAGAUAGUUUAAAAACUACUGCAGUACAUCCUAAGCAGUUGUUGACAAUAGGCACCGCCUUAACCUCCCAAGAUGUGUUACUCAUUUGUGAAGUAUUAAAGUAAGAUUGGUAACUCAAACAGAUCGCUGGUUAUGAAUGUAGAUACUAAAGCUUUUCAUAAACACUGGAAGUAGAAUUUUAAGCUUUUAGCCAUUAGUAGAAUGCACAUAUUGGACAUGUGGACACCUUUUUCAAUAGCACUCGUUAAUUUCCAUUGGAUUGUGUAGAAUGAAUACAAGUAUUUUAGUGGAAUUUGCUACUUUUUAAUUUUGUGAGGUUCAUGAUUAAUACCUACUAUUGUUGUGGACAUUAAAGACAAGGUCAUAUGUACGUGGAAGAUCUACAAUGGAGAACAAUCUUUUCUUCACCAGCAUCCAAACACUAUCGAGGGAGUGUUUUCUUGCAAAAAGACUUUACAUUUCAUAUCUUUGCACUUUUUCUUUAUUACAGAAAGGUUCUGUCUCUAAGACCUAGUUUGAACUUCAUGCAGGAAUAAGAACAAGAAAAAAUGAUGUUGGGAGUUUGCAUUAUUCAAAGCAUAGGGAAAAGUACUAAAACCUGAAUUUCAUUAACUAUUUUGGAUGUUUUUACGAAUUCACUUACUAGUCUAAAACAUUUGAAGUGAUUUGUUGUUUGACUCCAAGCAGCUACAGACAAGGUUGAGAUUUAUUAGUACUAUUAGAAACAAAAUUGAACAAAGGUUAAAAGUUUGCAUCUGUAGCAACACUAGAAGAUGAGCCAUGUUGUUAAUUUGGGAUAUUUGCUCUAAAAUGAACAUAAAUUUAUACCUCAGUGAUGUUAAUGGAGGUGGGGAUUGAGAAGAGUGUUCACAUUAGUGUUGGAAUGUAUGUAAUAAUUGUACAGUUCAUCGGAGAACCUUUAGUGCCAGGAGAUACAUGGGUUCAUUGAGUGUGUAAUGUAUACACACAGUCUUUUAAGAACAUGAUUAUUGAAAUUCAUCCAAACUUUAGGAAACUGGUUUAGCUGUAUUACCUCAAGUAACGUCCCCACCCGUGGGAAAACAUCUUUUCUGUGCCAAGUAUUCUCUCCUAGGCUGUGUCCCUGAUUAUAUUUAUGGAGGGUUAUCACUUAGUAUACUUUGUAUUUAACCAUCUGCCUCCCAUGUGUCCACCACGUGAAAUGGGUUAAGCAUCAGCAUUGACUUUCACUUCUCCAAAUACCCACGUGACAGGGAGGUAAAUGUUGUAAAAUGCCUCCUAAAAGAUUUUUACAACUUGCUAGGAUUCAGUGGCACCUUGUGGUUAUUAAUAUAUUUUUUUAAAGAUGGAGGAUAAUUUUAUUCUCCCUUUUCUCCUUUGUUCUUUUGUGAACGAAAAAAUUCAUAAUCUGCCUUAUUUGAUUUUUUUUUUUAAAGUUUUACUGGCUUCCCUGUGAAAUGUUUUACCAAUAUUAAGUACAUAGAAGCCAUGUUUGCAGGGCACUUUUAUUCUUUCCUGGUCUUAUAAGACUAUGUUAAUUGCUACUUUCUGAAGUAUUCUAUACUUCAGUAAUGCAAGAGAUUGAUGAGGCACAUGUUAAAGUGUCAGGUGGGUUUUUUUCCCCUAAGUAUAGUAGAAUUCUUCAGUAUGUUUACUAUUCAUUAGCAGUGUUUUUGUUUUUGUAAAUUGUGUGCUUUUGAAAAUGUAAAUGAACAUACAUGCUUCAUUUGGAAAGUUAAAAGUCCAAGGAACUAGUAUUUCACUUAUUCUUAAAUCCGAUUUUUAAUAAGCAACUAAGAACUGCUGUGAGUUCAGUACCUGCCCUUUAAAAGUUUUAGCAUUUUGAAAUUAAGAAUUUGUUUCCUUAACUGGAACAGUUCUAAAUUAUCUAAUAUUUCCAACAAGUGAUGGUCUCAUUUGAGUAACCCUAGUUAGUAUUUUAAAUUGUACAGCAUUAAGUAGAGCUGUUAUUGGGGUGUUAGAAUUCUCAAGUGAUGAUCUUGAAACAGUUUGUAUCAUUUUAUGGUUCUUUUCACGUCUCCAUUUAGAUCUGAAUGAAACAGGCAUACUCUUCAUUCUAAAAAUAACAGUGAGAUACUUGUUUUUUAUUAAUAUUUGUUUACUGAAAUUCCUCAAGCUUCUUUAUGGUCACUUGAGUAGUAGUUAUCUUAAAGACAUGCAGUGAAAUCAGACCUUAUCAUACCACUGUGCCUCUUUAUUUCAAGGUCCUCCAUCAGUUCCUCAUCUUGCAGAUUGAUCCCAAUACCAAGGUAUGGUCGAACCAGCUUCCCAACCUUAACUCUACUUAGUGCCCCAUCACUACUAUUUUAACUGAUUUGUAUGUGUUUUAACUGUCCAAUGUUUGGUUCUUGCCUCUUGAUAGAUCCAUUUGUCCCUGGUGCUGCUUUUAAAUAUUUAGGGCCAUGUAAUGAUCAGGUAUUAAGUUGAGUAGGUACGCAUUGGCCUGGAUAUGUAUCUGUGCCUGUUGUAUCUUCUCCCAGGAAGAGCUGCUUUGGUAUAUAGAUGUUUACUUGGAUUCAUGUAAAGAACCGGGUGGCAAUCUAGGAAAGCUUUCUGAAGCCUUUAAGAGCCUGAAGUUUUGGAGGGGAGGACAGUAACAAAGGCUGCCUUUAUGUCUUUGAACACAAAGCACAUAAAUGUAUGUUGUGUAAAGACUUAAGUGAUUAUUGUACCAGGGCUUCCUGACCUCUGGGAGAGAUGCAAGAAGCAGAGAGGAGCACAAAGUGAAGUGAAUUUGGUUGGCUUGUUUUAUCUUGUUUCUCAUUUUCUUUCAGUUUAAACUUGAACAUAACACUCUUUUCCAAUAUCUACCCAGCAGAUUCCUGGUUGGGAAGCCCUGUAUUAAUUUUGAGAAUGUACCCAGUUUUCUUUUUGUACAGUGCUUAAACUUGCUAAAAUUUAAUUUGUUUAAUGCAAAACAAGACCUUGAAAGGUCAGUCAUAUUAAAGCUGGUUUGAUUAUUAAUAGUUAUCUUUUAGGAAGAAGCCUUAUCCCUAUGUAAGAUGUCAUACUGCAGAUUUAAAAUAUAGACUAUCAAUAAAAUGCAUGAAGUGAU